Messenger RNA from Talpa occidentalis (Iberian mole), 2146 nucleotides. It is a transcript of the gene KLHDC4, whose product is annotated as kelch domain containing 4. NCBI's taxonomy places the organism in Eukaryota, Metazoa, Chordata, Mammalia, Eulipotyphla, Talpidae. The transcript is spliced from 12 exons. The record is from RefSeq and is a predicted model, not a curated record. Bases 50 to 1660 code for a protein of 536 amino acids. Gene Ontology annotation, molecular function: protein binding.
UCCCCGGGCGCCCCACGCCGCGGCGGCCGGCCCGCUGAGCGCCGCCGAGAUGGGCAAGAAGGGCCGGAAGGAGAAGAAGGGCCGCGGGGCCGAGAAGACGGCCGCCAAGAUGGAGAAGAAGGCGUCCAAGCGCUCGCGGAAGGAGGAGGAAGACCUGGAGGCACUCAUCGCCCACUUCCAGACCCUGGAUGCCGGGAAGACAAAGGUGGUGGAAACGCCCUGCUCCCCACCCUCUCCCAGGUUAAAUGCCUCCCUCUCUGCUCAUCCCGACAAAGAUGAAUUAAUCCUUUUUGGAGGUGAAUAUUUCAAUGGCCAAAAAACUCUUAUGUAUAACGAGCUGUACAUCUACAACAUCAGGAAGGAUGCCUGGACCAAGGUGGAAAUCCCGAGCCCGCCCCCGAGGCGCUGUGCUCACCAGGCCGUGGUGGUGCCGCAGGGCGGUGGGCAGCUGUGGAUCUUCGGAGGGGAGUUCGCGUCCCCGGAUGGAGAGCAGUUCUACCACUACAAGGACCUGUGGGUGCUGCACUUGGCCACCAAGACCUGGGAGCAGGUCAGGUCCACGGGAGGCCCUUCAGGCCGGAGCGGACACCGCAUGGUGGCCUGGAAGAGACAGCUCGUCGUCUUCGGUGGCUUCCAUGAAAGUGCACGGGAUUACAUCUACUACAACGACGUCUACGCUUUCAGCCUGGACACACUGCGGUGGAGCAAGCUGGCCCCCGCGGGGACUGGGCCCACUCCCCGAUCCGGCUGCCAGAUGUCUGUCACGCCCCAGGGCAGCAUUCUCAUCUACGGGGGCUACUCGAAGCAGAGAGUCAAGAAGGACGUGGACAGAGGCACCCAGCAUGCAGACAUGUUCCUGCUGACACCGGAGGGAGGUGCCGAAGGCAGGUGGACAUGGACACGGGUCAACCCUUCGGGUGCCAAGCCCACCCCGAGGUCUGGCUUCUCGGUGGCCGUGGCCCCAAACCAUCAAACACUGCUCUUCGGCGGCGUGCGUGACGAGGAGGAGGAGGAGAGCCUGGAGGGCGACUUCCUUAAUGACCUGCACUUCUACGAUGCCACCAAGAGCCGCUGGUUCAAGGGGCAGCUGAGGGGGCCCAAGUCAGAGCAGAGGAAGCGCCGGCGGGCCCAGAGAGCAGAGCCCAGAGGUGCCGGCGAGCAGGACGGCAGGGGGGCCUGCAGCCGGGAGCCCCUGGAGGUGGUGAAGGAGGUCGUGGCAGAGGACGGCACCGUGGUCACCAUAAGGCAGGUGCUUGCAGCCCCAGGCCCCGCUGGACAACCACAGUCCGACGAGGAGGACAGCCCCGAGGAAGCGGGCAGCCCCCUGACGGAGCCCUGCCCCCGCUCCAACGCCAUGCUGGCCGUGAAGCAGGGCCGGCUCUAUCUCUACGGGGGCAUGUUUGAGACUGGGGACCGCCAGGUCACCCUCAGCGACCUGUACUGCCUGGACCUGCACAAGAUGGAGGCGUGGACGGCCCUGGUGGAAAUGGACCCUGAGGCUCAGGAGUGGCUGGAAGAGAGCGACUCAGAAGAGGACAGCGGCGACUCUGAGGAGGACGAGGACAGCGGCGAGGACGGCAGCCUGGAGGCCGGGGGAGCAGGCGCCUGUGCCCCUGGUGAUGCCCGGCCAGCGCUUCCCGUGCCUCUCGCCCAGGACUGACCGGCUGGGCGCCGCGUGCUGGGCGACCACGAGGAGGCCGUGCCGAAGCUGCCCGCACCGUGGCCACAGCUUUCUUCCAGGGGUCCCCGGGAGCUGCCCGCUGGGCCAGCAGGUAACAGAGAGGCGCGGCCCCAGCACAGCGGCGCUGUCUGCAGCGAGAGGACCGCCCCGGAGGCCAUGUGUAGUGGGGCCUGGCGGCAGGCUGAGCCCACAUUGCCCGCAAAUGACAGCGGCCCGCGGGCAUGUGCCUGUGCAAGACGGCUGGGCAGCGUGGGGCUGGGCGGUCUUCGCGUGCGUGCCUAGGGCACCCUGUACCCUGUCCCCGGCUCCCGCCCAAUAAAGUGCGGCAGCAGGUGGUGCCGCUCUUGCCAUAGGCCUUGCUUGGGGCUCAGUCUAUAGAGUUCUUGGAUUUGGCGGUGGCUGGCUCUGGGGGUAGCACCUGCAUCAGCCUCUCUGGCGGGGGAGAAGCCCUGGCAAAGCCAGGCA